This is a messenger RNA of Anarrhichthys ocellatus (wolf-eel), 24152 nucleotides long. It is a transcript of the gene syne2a, whose product is annotated as spectrin repeat containing, nuclear envelope 2a. Gene Ontology annotation, biological process: signal transduction. Gene Ontology annotation, molecular function: protein binding. Gene Ontology annotation, cellular component: membrane. The coding region runs from base 440 to 23221 and encodes 7593 amino acids. The transcript is spliced from 114 exons. Lineage: Eukaryota; Metazoa; Chordata; Actinopteri; Perciformes; Anarhichadidae. The record is from RefSeq and is a predicted model, not a curated record.
GCCAAUAUGAAAGCACACCACUGAGGACAUUUAUUGCACACGGAACACACUCUACUUCAUUGUAAUCCAGUGUGCACUAGAGCUGUCUUCAGUGACUACAGCCCUGCUACAGGUAUGCAGAAGAUUUGUCACCAGGCCAUCUAUUUUUGUAUAUCUACGUUAUGACAGUGUGGCUCUUUCCAUACAGCAGUUAUUCCUCCUCUUUGAGCGCCUUUGUUUGAGCGUUUGCAUGUGUGUACGUGUAUCUGAGUGUGUGUCAAUGUAAGGGCGUGGAUAAUCAGGCAGUGGACGCAGCUAAGCGAAACACUGACACUGCAGUAAUCACCCGUGGCAUUUUUUUUCUCCCUUUUUUGGCAUUGUGGAUUUCUCUUGAGUGGACGAUUUACAAAUCCAUGUCUCCUGGACCUUCCUGAGGUUGCUUGCUGUGGCUGGAGGCUUCAUGGCUUCAGGCGGAGCAGAGGAAGACGAUGGAGGCAUUCCAUUGGACAUCGACAACGUGCACAUGCUCCUCCAAGUGGAGCAUGAGCAGAUUCAGAGACGAACAUUCACCAACUGGAUAAAUGCUCAACUGGCUAAGAGAUGCCCCCCCUCAUUUGUGUCAGACCUCUUUUCCGACCUCAGAGAUGGAUCACAGCUGCUGGACUUGUUGGAGGUGAUGAGUAGCCAACCUAUGAAAAGACAAAGGGGCCGAGGGGUUUUCCAGCAGAGGGCCAACAUUGAGACAGCACUGAACUUUCUCAAGAAAAAAUCUAUCAAAUUGGUGAACAUAAACAUCCCAGAUAUCAUAGAUGGACGACCCUCCAUCAUCCUCGGACUCAUAUGGACCAUCAUCCUCCACUGUCAUAUUGAAGAGUUGGCCAGCACUCUCUCCUACAGUUCUUGUCAUUCCUCCCUCGACUCUCUGGCCAGCCUGGACUCCUGGUCCGGCAGCCCAGUCCCACCUGGUCCGGCCCCUGCAGGCCGGACAUCGCCUCUCCACAGACGCUUUCGACUAUCUGCCAAGAAGGCCCUGCUCAUGUGGGUCAGGGACCAAUGCCUAAAGGUUGGUUGCUCCAUCAGUGUGAAGAACUUUAAGUCGAGCUGGAGAAGUGGAGAGGCCUUCUUGGCCAUCCUGUGUUCCCUCAGACCACAGCUGGCUGAUCUCUCACUGGUCCAGCUAAGAAGCAACCAGGAGAACCUGGAGGAGGCGUUUCACCUCGCUGAGAGGGAGCUCCACAUCCCCCGUCUGCUGGAGCCCCAGGAUGUUGAUGUUAAAGACCCCGAUGAGAAGUCCAUUAUGACUUAUGUGGCCCAGUUUCUACAGUACUCUAAUGACAUGCCAGCACCCGAUGACCAUCUGCAGCUGUUUCCUCUGGUCCAGCCCUUAUCUCUCUCACCUGUGAACUUGCCCGCUCACUUCACUCCAGCAAUUGCUGUCUCACCAUUACGUCAGGUCUCUUCAAGUGAGCGAGCACGAGAGGUGACUUCCUGGCUGCAGCAAGCCUACCAGGAACUGUCAGAGGCACGGACGGCUACAGAGGAAUCAAGCUAUGCAGAAAAAUACCAUGUGUUUCAGAACCUCGCUGGCUCCUUCACUGAGCAAAGGAGACCAGUGAUGACCCUCCUUGCUGCCACAAGACGCUGCCCUGAGCUGAGCCUAGAGCAGUGUGCGCUCAGGACAGCGUGGGAUCGUCUGGAAAAGGAGCUGCAGAGAUGUAAAUUAGAUCUGGACUCGAGCCUUCCUCCUCCUCUGGACUCAGUCGUUGUGUGGCUGCAGCGUGCGGAGGCAUCGCUGACAGAAGAGGGAGGAAGAGCGAAAGAUCAUGCAGAUGCUGCUAAAGAAGCGAGAGCUCAACAAGACACACAAAAGACUUUCAUUAAGGAGAUGAGCCACUUCGUCACUAUCCUUGAUACCUUCCACAACAUGGAUGACUUCGGAAAUGUAGUCGUGCCCCUUGAAAAGUUUGAUGACAUAAAAAGACGCUUAACUAAUAUCCGAGUCACAGCCAAGUAUCGAGGGAUCAAGUUGGAAUUCCAGGAAACCCGUCACACUGUACUGGAUCUCCUGGGCCACAUCAGUGCGAAGGUUUUGACCUGGAAAGCUCCCUACCGAUCCCAGGAGGCGGUGCUUCUGCUUCUGCAGGACUGGCAUGAAACGGUGGAGCGCCAUGGGCUGCUUUUAAUUCUGAUGGGCGCUCUCCAGAACCUGAAGGAGAAGGCGAAUACUUACACCAGUAAGGCAGCACUAGGUGAGGAUUCCCAGCUUGUUACCCGUCAGGUGAAGGAAGCAGAAAGUGAAGCUGAGCUGGUCACACAGGCUGUGACGGCUGUGAGAGGGAUGAUGGAGAGAGCGGUGUCUGCUUGGGAAGCUUACAACAAGUGCCUUACUUCUCUACAGACAUGGCUGGCACAGAAGACACUUUCACACGCUCAGUCUCCUCCUGUGGGGACACAGGACAUGAGUGAGUGGACGACAUGUCAGGCCAAGUUGAACGAGGCGGGGAACGUGCUCAUUGAAGUGACAGAAUCGUCAACCAGCCUCGCUCUGGCCGAGCAACUCGGCAAGGUCAACAUGAAGUGGGCUGAAUGCAUGAAGAGGACAAAGUUUGAAGUAUCAUCGGAGCCCAGUGUUGGUCCCCUGUGCCUUCAAAUGGUGCAUUCACUGACCCAGGAGGCCAGCAGGCUGCUGAGGCAGCCUCUGGAGGUGGCCUCAGUCCCACUGAAGGCUAACAGGCAGAAACUACAGCUACUGAGUAAAAAGAUGGCCGGGAUGGAUCUUUCAUCUCUCAGUCCGUCCCCAUACAAUCAAACAAGGAACUCAGAGAACCUCCAGCAAAAUCUCCCACAGAUACUUGAUGACGCAGAGAGGACCUGUGGAGAGCUGCAGCGGGCUGCAUCCAGGCUGGAGGGCCGUCUGGCUGAGCUGGACCGCUGGAGCACAGAGGCUAUGGACUGUCACCAGCACCUGAGGGAGAAAAGGCACGGAGGACGCUCUGCAUUGGAAUCUGCAGCCAAAGUGCUGAUCUCUCGAGGUGUGCAGCUGGAGAACGGGGUUGUAACUGAGGGACGGGAUCUGCAGGACCUUGUGGCACGAGUACAGAAAACCUCUCCUCUGCAGCACCUCAGUACCUCUGGCACGCAGGACAGGAUCUCAGAGGCAGUCUCCCACUGCCAGGAGAUUCUUGUAAUGUUUAGUUCCCUUGGGUUUCUGCAACAUGUCAAAAAAGCCCAUCAGACACAGAGACAGCCAGAGGCAGGGUUGUUUGUUGUGGCCAAAACCAAACAUGUAGACCAGAUUGGGAAUGUUAUGCUAACCCAGGACCCAAAUCUGGUUUCACGGGAGAUUUCGCCUCAACAAAGGACAAGAGCUCUUCACGCUUGGCCUAAAAAGCAGCACCUGAACACACAGGAUGAAUCCACCAUUGCUAAUCCCCGUGUUGAAAUCCAAAUGCUGGCCCGGCCGUUGAGGGAACCAAUACCUCAUAUUCACUCUCCUCUUGCUCAAACUGUAAAAGAAGCUGAACCCGAGCCCAUGAUCCAGCCUCAGUCACUUUCCAAGUGUCACGCUCAAGCUUCAAGUCGGAGUCAAUAUGAUCAACUUCUACCUGCUUUCAUCCAAACUCCUGCUGGACCAAAGUGUCAAAAAAGUCCAGUUCUGUCUAAACAUGUGACAAGUCCAGUCCCAGAGGAGGAGGAAAGCCCAGCUCCCUCACAAACUCGUAUAUCGAUAUCUAGAAUAAGAGGGCAGCCAAACACUGUACAGAGUGCUAAAACAUCUCCACAGCCACCGGUUAUGGUCCGCAGUGAGGUUCAUUCAAAAGCCCAGUCAAUGGCAAGGAGCAGACUGGAGAAGGCCAGGUUUCGUCUGCAAGGACGCAUCCAGCAAGCCAUCAAGUUAUUCGGUGGCAAAGAGAUUUCAGAGUCGCAGGCCAAGAGGAAACAGAGAGCUUUAAAGAUCCUGCAGCCUGCCAUCCUCGAUGAGUUCCUGGGUGCUGUCGAGGGUUUUGGGGCCUUUUGUACUGGGCCCCAACUCCAGGACGUGAUGCUCCUCUCUGACUCUGUCAGAAAGCAGUGGGAGGAUGUACGCAGAGAAAUGGCCGCUUUUGUUCCCAUCUUGUGGUCUAAGAUCAGAGAGGGAAAGCAUUCCUCUUCUGUUGUGCAAUGUGAAACGCAAACUAACGCUCUGCACGAAGCCAAUGACCAGACUGACCAUGACUCUUUGCUACAGCAACAGGCCGUCAUGGACGGAGCUGCAACUGUUGAGGUUGAUUCACUCCAAGAGCUGUGUGAAACACUAACACCAGGGAGGUCCUCCUGCCUAGCAACAGAUCAACUGAAGGAGUCAGAUGAAGAUCAGGAAACACAACCCAGUGACACAAUGCUCCCCUCUGACUGGGGACGGCAGCUCCGGGGAAACACCCCGCUGAGAGCGACCGGCGUGUCGGCCGACACACAGCAGAGCAACGAUCUCCCACAGAAACAAAGCGUGGACAGACCACAACAAGACCUCUCACCUGUGUGUGGUGAGGUCAUCCAUCUGCAAUCUCAGGAUGUCCCGACAGAGAACGAGGAUGACCCGACACAACGUACAGGCUGCGGGUCGGCGAAAAAACUAAAGCCCUCACUUCUGACCAAAGAGCAGCUGCCGAAAGCUCGUCUACCGCACAUCACACAGAGCAACCAGCAAACCCAAGCCCACAUACAGGUGGUUGUCCGGGGUAACACUGUGGAGACCAAGCAGGAGGCAGAGUGGACCGUCAUCCCAGGGUCAGCCGCCCCCCCACAGGAAGAGCACUCCUCCGAACAGGAAGUACUGGAAAGGUACAGAAAGUCCUGCUUGAUAUUUCAGUUUCAUCUCCAGAAGAACAAGCAACAUUUGGAGGAGUUUAUUUCAGACCCUGUUACCAUCUCCACCCUGCAGAACCAAAAGAAGCAACUGCAGACUUUAAAACAGGAGACAGAGGCUCUAUGGUUUGAGUAUGAGCGCCAGUAUACCCAGCAACCCCAGUUCUCCCAUCUGAUGACCAGGGAAGAUAAGGGUGACGUGGAAGGAGACUGGGAGCAGCUGACUCAGCAGUGGAGAGGACAACAAAUGUGCCUCCAGAGCAGGAUGACAUCUCUGGAGAAUACUGCUGAUCUGAUGGCACUGAUCACAGAAAAGCUGGACCGGAUCAUCCGAGAGUCCGUGGACAUCUCCUCCUUCACCUUGGCUGAUCCCAGACUGGUAUCUGAUUUAAAGGAGAUGGAUGACAGACUGCGGUCUGAAAUGAGAAAGUCAACAGAGCGAGGCACUGACGAAAAAAUACAGGGGCCUGAAGCCACAUCCCCUUCAUCCCUCUGCCAGGCUUUCCACAACAGUGUCCAUCAUCUUGAGCAGCUCAGACAGCGGCUGGCGCAAGUUCAGUCAGCUGCCCAGGCUCUGGAUCACUUCCUGACCACAGUGAGGGAUGUCAGGGCUGAGAUCCCAACCCUGCUUGCAAACCAGGACCCCAGCAGACAGCCAAAUGAGGCAGAUUGGGAGCAAGAGACACACUCUUGGCAGGCAGCAAUGCAGCAGAGGUUGCAGACUGCCGCAAAACAAUCUGAUAGUGUUGACAGCACUUUAAAGGCAGUGGGGAUGACUCUGACCAUGGAUGGAGCAGCAGUGAUGUGCCAGGAUGUGGUGACAUCACUGUCACAGCAAGCCGUGAACGUAGAGAAAGAAGUGAUGAGAGCCAAGAAGAGGGAGAGUAAAGAGGAGUUAUUUCCAGUGGGAAGGGAGCAUACGUCAGAGAUACGUCAGACAAACACCGGGGAUGAUUCAACACAUCAGGGGGCAGCACAGGAGCAUGAGUAUCCCACUCCAAGUAGGACGGAAGAGGAGGUAGGGUUGGUGGCCAAAAGGAGUAGGCUGGAAGGAGAUGAUGAUGUUAUGACGUCACAAAGGGAGGAAGAGCACAAGGCUCAAACACGGACAUCUGACGGGGAUGUCUUAAAAGCUGAGGACCAGAGAAGAAGAAGAAGCAGCCAGGUUAAGAAAGAGGAAGAAGAGAAGGAGAGUUUUGUCCAGAGGAGAGUUGCCUUGUUAGGCACUCUGAAGGAGAUAAGGGAAGCAGCUGAGCUGCUGAGGUUACAGGAGCCCACCCUGCCUGCUCUGCAGCACAGGACACGUGCAUUGACAGAGCUGGAGAGUCAUCUUGCCGGCCACCUCGCUGAGCUGCAGCACAUACGAGAUGAAUCCUCACAAUCAGGAAUCCCUGAUGUGAGUCAAACCAGAGAGGGCGAGGACGCCUGGGAGGAGGCAACAAAAGCUGUAACUGAACGGCUGGAGCAGUGUUACGCCCUAACAGAGCUGCUGAAGAGGUUUCAGAGCAUUCGUGGGGAGUUGAGUGGGACACUGCAGAGGGCAGAAAGCACCAUCCGUGAACAAGCCUCCUACAUGGGGAAAGACAACCUGCAGAGACUGCACACCAAGGUCCAGGAAACAAAAGCAGAGCUGAAUGGUCUCGGGGACCGCAUAGAGGAGGUCCGCAGUGUGUGCAGGAAGCUUCACACGCAUCUGUGUCAGAUCCCAGAAUGCGUCACCAUCCCAUUUGAGGACGAAGCGGAUGCUCUCAUGGACCGCUGGCUGGACAUAUCAGAAAGAACAGAUUCCCACCUAGAAAACCUACACCUUGGCCUGACUCUGUGGGAUGGCAUCAUCCAGCUGGGAGCAGAGGUAGAGAGCUGGACCGCUAAUAAACUAGCAGUAUUUGCUCAGUCUCCGUCCUUCCAGACAGAGGAAGACAUCAGGGCCUUGCAGAAUGAGAUUGUGACCCAAGAAGAGAAUAUGGAGUGUUUCCACCGAAGAGUCGCUGAGAUUCAGGCCCUGCUUCAAAGCAAAGAGCCCCCUCUGGAGCUGCAGGUUGCGGAAACCCAGAUAAGGAAGAAGAUGAAGCAGCUGAAGGAGCUUGUUUCUGAAGCUGAGGACGUUUACAGGCAGAUGGUGGCUGCUAAAGGACAAAUUACUGCCAGGAUGGCGGAAUGCUUCAACUCCCUUCAGAAGAUUCAGGACUCCCUUCUCACUCUCAGUGCUUCAGAUAUUACAACAGUUCUUGCAAAACUUAAGGAUCUACUUUUUGAGCUCAAGACGCAGGAUGAGCAGGCAGAGAGUCUGCUGGAGGAUCUGCGUGUUAUGGCCUCCAUAGCGAGGCCAGACAGCCUGCAGAGUUUGUCUGCGGAUGGGAUUCGGCUGCAGGAUAAAGUCAGAAACACCCACCAGCUCUUCUCUGAGGUGGAAGAACAGACUCAGAGGAAUAUCCAGGCUCUCGACAGGCUGCAAAGCGAAGGUGAGCACUUGGAACAAUGGUUGCAAGGCGUUGAGGGAAAAGCAGCAAAGGAGGAUGAUCUUAGUCUCCUGCAAGAGGAAGCACUUCAACAAAGUGUAAGAACAGAAGCCCUGGAUCAGCUCGUGUCAUCCUUACGAAGCAGCACAUUUAAGCAGUCUGCUCUGCUGGAGGAGAGCAGCAAACUGUUGAAACGAUACCAUAACUUUCAAACCAACGUGCUGCGUGGCUCCGCGGAGAAGCAGAGCUCUCUGAGCAGGGACGUCGAGGUGUUUCAGACCCUUUCAAAGUCCACUCGAUCCUGGGUUGGAGAUCUGAGACAAACUCUUGACUCUCCACUUGGGGAAAACCUCGGCAUCCAGAGUCCCGCAGAGCAGCGGCUUCACCAUGCUCGAGCUGUAGCAAAUAUGGCGGCAGAGGGGGAGGCUCGCCUCGAAGAGCUCAGAGUUACUGGAAAUCGUCUGAGCCACAGACUGUGUGAUGGCGACGGCCUGAAACAGGACAUUCAGGGAAGCAUUCAGAAAACAGAGGAGCAGUGGAGGGACUUUCUCCAGUCGGCCCAGUCUUAUCACAGGGUUCCACAAGCUGAUCCAGACCUCACCUCCUCCUACCUGGACCGAAGACAGCAGGCCAGCUGCAGAGUGGAGGAGCUGCAACAGAGAACUGCUCAGCUCCCUACUUCAUUCCCCUGGCCCGGCUCGUCCGAGCGCAGACAAAUCUGCCAUCUAGCCCGUCAACUGCAGGAUGAGGCUGAAUCCUUGAAAUUAACUCUUACCAGCCUGGCUGAACAAAGGAGGGAGAUGGCUGAAGGAACCAGCGACGCCAUCUGGAAAGAUCCGUCCUUGGCUGAGCUGGAGACCUGCUGUUCAUCACUCAUGGAUGAGCUGAAGGGAGUGUGUUCCAGCCUGGAGGAAGGUGUUUGUAAUGAGGAACAUUUUGGCCAGUCACUGCAGGGCUGCCGCCAUAAAUUGACAUCCCUGCAGGAAAGGAUGUCAGCCUGUCAAGCCCAGAAAGAAAGCUCAGCUGGACUCAUCACUGAUGCACCAGCUCUGGAGGCUUUGCUACAAGAAGUAACCGACAUAGAAAAAGAGCUUUUACAAAUUGUAACACUCAAGGACUCCAUCACAGCCAGCUCCACAGCCGAGGCCCAGGCCAGCCUCUCCCAGCAAGUCAGCAACCUCCAAAACCAGAAGAGGGCACUAGACAGUAGCAUCAGAGGAAUUCUGGCACUGCUCACAGAAAACAGCAACCAGAGACUUCAACGAGUGAAGGGAGAGGUCACCUGUGUACAAACGGCUCUGAAAGACCUGGUUGAAAAUCUGUGUGGGAACUCUGAAGUGUUGCCUGAUAUCAGUCAGCUCAAACAGCAGUGGUAUACAAUACAGGACUGUGAUACCAGGCUGACAGAGUUGGGUGCAAGAGUUUACGACCUGCAGAAGACUGGAGAGUCCAGCAGUACACAAGAAAUUCCUCCUGCAGAUGUCACUUUGACUGUUGAUGCAGUUGCUAAAGACCUUGACAGCCUCAAGUCCAUUUUUCUAAAAAAGAAGCAGGCGUGUGCAGAAAACACAGCUAACAGAGUGGGACAGGUCAUCAACCAGCUGCAGCAUUGGAGACAAACAGCACAAGCUGAACUAUCAUCACCCAGCCAGGCAGCUCUUGAUGAGGGGUUGUGGCUUCAACAAGGGCUUCGUGAAGUGCUCACUGAACGAGAUCUUCUUCUUGACUGUCUGGGAACAAAAUUAACAAAGAAACUGGAGAGAAGUGCUUCCGAUGCUCUAAAUGAAAGCACAUCUGUACUCGAAACCUUAUCUAAAUGCCUGGUUUCACAAAUCAAUCCAUAUCGUUGUGAAGUGGAGUUGGACAAAGAUUUGCCAGGCAGAGUUGUUGAGGAAACUUUUAGAAGUGAAAGUGAUGCUUCACCUGAUAAAACUCUGGCCGCGUGUCCUCCUGCUUCUUCUUCUGCAAUAAACAGCAAGGAAAACGAUCAGAGUGACAACAAACCUAAAACCAAAGACACUUUGGAAACAACCAAAGAAGAUGUCACUAAUCAAUUCUCCUGCGCAGAAAUCCGAGAUGAUACUGGCACAUUGGACACUGAUAGCAAUCCUUUAAGCAGUGGGCUUAGGACACCAACUGGAAAUAACACUUUAAUGUCAGACUCACUUCCUACUCUCAACAAGAGUUUAAUAGCUCAGCGAGAGAACACUGAACCAUUGCAGGAAGACGCUGCCUCAACCCAGGACUCAAAACUGUCACUUAAAGACACAGACAAUAUGAAAGAAAUCAAUUCAGCACAAUGUGUCACACUUCUGGUUAGAUCCCCAGCAACAAAGCCUGAUGAUGUCCCCAUUUCUACCACUGAAAUUAUGUCUCGACGUCUAGCAGCCCAAUCGGAGACAUCUAAAACUGUUUCUGAUGCUCAAGAAAAGGAGAAAUACUGUGAGGACAUCAGUGUGAGGCCAAAGAAAGUGUUCACAAUAGUGUUGGACAUGGAGACGCCCGAGUUCCAGCUACAGCACAAUGUUGGAGCCAGCAGUCCAGAUGUACUCAGAUGUUCACAGGGGGCAAAGGUUUGCGAUGCACAGCUCACAGAAUUUUCAAGUAUUCCUGAGAAGAAAUGUGGAGUCUUUACAACAUUAUCGAGUCCUGAAUCAGUACGUGAAUUAGUACGUACAGAAUUGGAGAAGAUAAAGUCUACAAGUGCCACAUUUUUGUGCAAAGAAAAGUCAGAAAGCCAUGAAUUCAUGCAUAAUGAGGUGUUGACUUCCUCCAAAUCGUGUGGCCCUGUUGCUGGAUGUCAGCUCACUGGUGCACAUGCAGCAGAAACAACAUUUCCGGAUGUCAAACAAGAGGAGACGACAGAUUUCUGUCACGCUGAAGAGCAAACAAUGAGCUCAGUCUUGUGCACUGUGGAGGUAGAUGCCUUAACUGCAACACAAACACCUGCUGGUGGCAAUAAACAGCUCACUGUUGCUGACACUGCACAGAGUGCCGGACAGUUGCAGAAGGCAGAGGGAGAAAACACGGGAGAAGGAAGUGACCCUGAAAGCCUGGAGUCCAAACUUUCCAAAGUGCCAAAAAGACGAGUCAAAGCUACGCCGCUGUUUGAAGAGAGGGAAUGGAAGGUGCCUGCAUCGCUGGAGGACACUGAGGUGAAAAAGAGACAGCGUCAGACCCAAGAAAGCAUGGAGCCUGAGAGGACAGCGCCGAGUUUGGCACCUGAUCUGCCGGUUGGGGAGGCGAUAGGUGGAUCACCGGAGUACUACGAACACAAGUCCACCAUGCAGGAUGUUUUGUCUGAGAUCCAGAGCUUGGUGGAAAGCAGUAACAUUAUAAAUCGGACACCACACAUUGAUUUGAAUUGGUACCUGAAGUCCUCUCCUGGUGAAUCACAGAUUCGAUUGGUACGAACUGUCCAAAAAGUUCUGGCAUGUCGUUAUCAACCAGCACAACUCGAUGUCACUGCAAUGGCCAAACAACUGCAGGAGGCAGAGGACCACCGGCUCUGUGUGCAGGAGCAAGUGGCUACUUUGAAAAGCAUGAGUGGUGCCAGGAUUCGUGAUCCGGAUGCCUUGAAAAGAUUUGAAGGACAGUGGAGUGCUGCACUGCUGGAUGCCUCUGCCACAGUGCAGGUCAAAGCAGCACAGCUGGAUCAGGCCAAAGAGUAUCACAAACAGAUGAAGAUCACCAGAGCUUUCCUGGAGGUUGUAGCAGAGGAGAAGGACAAGAUGAGCUUAAGUACUUUGAGAAGCAGUGCUCUUCAAGCGGACAAACUCCGCCCCCUGCUGCAAACUAUGGUACAGAAAAAAGACAUGAUGGAAGACCUCCUCCAGAUAAGUAGCCAAUUCUCGGUCCACUUGAGCGACGCUGAGAGUUCAGGUGCUCUUCUUGCCCAGCUCGGAGAUGUCCAGGAGGAAUGGAGGCUUUUAGAAGGAGGCAUCAAAAGAGCUCUGCAACACGCCUCAAGCUCCGCCUCUCAAUCCUCUCUUCUGAUAAAAGAGGCCGAACAGCUUAAAGCCAAGCUUGACGCUCUUCGGCAAUCCAACUUUCAAAGGCAUGACAGCAAAGGCGCUUUAGAACUUGUUUGCCUGACCACAGACCUAAAACUGUACAACCAGCUUUAUCUGCACUUACAGUCCCAGACAGAUGCACUUGUCCAUUUCUCUCUGGGUCAGAAAGAAAAGGAUGAGCUCAAUCGUAGUCUUAAGGAACUUAGGUCCUUGCUAAAUGUCACCAAGAGCAAGCUUGACACUUCCACAUACAGCUGUGGCGGCAUUCCUUCAGCUAAGAUCAACAAGCAAUUACAAGACCUGAUCAUAUGGGCCAAGCAGGCAGAAAUCCACAUUUCUAUUGGCAACAAAUCAGCCCUUUUCCCAGAGGAGGCCCGUAUUCAGAUUGUUGAGAUGAGGAAAUUUCAGACAGAUAUUUGGUUUAGAAGAUCCAAGAUGCAAGUAGAAGUUGAGCAAAUGAAAGCUGGAGUCUCUGAUAUGGAAAAUGAGGAAAGUGACCAAAUAUUAAACACAAUACAAGACCUGUAUGAAGCCAUUUCUGACAGCUUGGAUCAGGUCCUUGACACCAUGAAGAAAAAUCUGCAGGAGAGGGAGAAACUGUUAUGCCAGCUUGCUAGCAUUGAUGCCUGGCUAGCAGAAACGCGUGCUGAAAGAGACCCCUGCGCUCAUGUUGACGAUGUUUCAAAAGCUGAUGUCAGAAUGCUGGAGAGCGAGCUAAAAAGUCACAAAUUAGCCGCAGUCGAGAUAGAGGGUCAACUAAAUCGGGUGGAUGCAAUGGCUGACAGUUGCGGGGAAAUAGCUGUAAGGUCCAGUCCAGGAGAGAGCCGCUACCUUGUCAACAGACUGUCAGGCCUUUGGACAGAAUUAGUCGGGUUGCUAGCUCAUGAGAAAGCAUCCAGCUGGGAAUUGGAAGAGCUGAUUCAUGAGCUAACCACUUCCGAUGAGGAGUUAUCGACCAUUGAGGCUAGCUUAAAACAAAUUUCCACUGAUUUGGUGCAGCAAAGGUUCCCUUUAACACAGGAAACCCUGUCAACAAUUGCACAUUUGAAGCACAUGCUAAUGGAACAUCAGUGUCAAGUACAAGGGCUUAAGCACUGCCAGGAGGCAAAGCGAAGCUCCCUGCUGUCCACUAUUGGGGAACUGCAAGACCAGUGCAAAGCUCUUAGUAUUAAUGCCGUUGAGCAAGACAAAUAUCUGCACCUGGGGAGACAACUGGAGGAAUCUAGGCACCUUACUAAAGAGCAAAUCCAGCGUGCCAAAGAUAAAACAAUCAGCGUGGGUGAGAGGGUCUUGCUAUGCCAAUCACUCUUGGUUGAACUUCCUUUGGUGAAGACACAGUGUCAAGAAGUGGCAGACCAGUUGGAAAUCAUAGCUCCGGAGUUGGAACCACCUGAGCUAAACCCGGAGAAGCAGAAGAUUCACCGCACUGUGGAAACAUUAGUCUCCUGGGAGCAUUCUGUCACAGAUGAUAUCAAAAACCUAGAGGCCAAGCUUCUACUAGGCCUGCAUUUUUCCUCCGAGCGUCUUGCCUUAAUAGAGCUUUUACAAAGAACAAGAGUGGAGCUGGAGGGAGUGGAACCAGUAAAUCCAGAUGAAAAAGCCAUAGAUAUUGCACUAACAAGGAAUUGGAUUAUUUGGAGACAUAUGGAGUCUGGGAUGCGGGUGCUGGAAGGUCUGGGACGGAAAGAAAAAAUGAACCUGAAGAACUACAAGGAACUGUACUCUCUCAGGGAUGCAACCAUGCAAGAGUGCCAUUUACGAAUGGAGGGUUUAUGCCAGGCGAGAGAAUCCCUGAAAGAUUACGAGUGGGCUGCUCAGGGAGCAAUAGGCUUCCUACAUAAUGCUGAAGCCACCUUCUUAUCAGCUCCUGGAGGGUUUUUGGACUGUACUGAGGAACAAAGACAGACUCAGCAGGCUCUAGAAGCUCUUGAAAAUGGAUUUCAGGCUCACAUCUGCCACCUUCGGGAUCUGGUGCCCCAACAACCAUGCCUGUCCCGCCCAAAGACUGAGCAGCUGCACAUCAGCAUCCUCAGUCAGUUGUUGGUGGGAAGAGCCAUACUGGAGGCCCAAGCCCAGCUCAGGCUGGAGUCCUUGCAGAGGUGUGAAGUAAGACAACAGAGCCACGGGAAGUGCCAUGAAGACAUACGUCAGCGUCUCUCAGGGUUUGAAGCCAAGCUUUCAGAAUGUAUGACAGAGCAAGUGACGUCGUUUGACAAAUGUAUUGCCCAACAAAAUAGAGCUAAGCUCCUGAUGGAAGGUCUUCGCAGCCUUGCGGGUAAGCUAGAAGAACUGAGAGCUGGAUGUCCGGUGCAGGGCUGUGGGGUUGGGAAGGACGGGGAGCUGGGCGCCCUCUGGAGGCGCUGGGUAUCAUUACGCCGAGCUCUCUGCCUUCUUAUGGCACACACAGAUCAGAGAGGAGAGGAAUGGAAGGACAUCACUAUAAGUAUGGAGCAGUGUUGCAGCUUUUUGGUCAGUCUUCAGUCUGAGGUUCCCAACUCCUCCACUGUGAGCUUCACUCAAGAGGAACCGCUGGAGCUUCUGGCUCAGGCUGAGAUGCACCAGGCUUGGCUGGAGCAGGAGCAGCAGGUCUUAGCCUCCCUGGAGCAUCGACUGGAGCACGCCCUGAGCUUAUCUAGUUCCCAGGAGCCCAUGAGCCCUGGACCUGUUGCCAAAACACUAGUGAAGAUCCAAGAGAAUGUCAGGAGCUUGAAAGAGAGAAACCUGCUGGUGGUAGCUGCAGCGCAGGCAGAGGAGAAAGACAGACAGCAAGUCCAAGUGGAGAUAGCAGAGUUGGAGGAACACAUGUUCACCCUUCUUCCCUCACUGGAAGCCUGUUCAAAUCCACGCAAACAACAGGAGCUCAGGAAGGAUUUGUUGUCCUCCCAGAAAGCCAAACUCAAGUGUAUCAUGGACGGCGUGCAGAGCCGGUACCCUGAGAUACCAGCUGAUGUCAGCAGACGGUUACAAGAAGUUCAGCUGUCUCUACAAAGAGAAGAGGAGAAGCUCACGGAGAAGAGCAACCCAGUUCGGCAGCUGGCUAGUCAAGUGGCAGAGUUGGGUGCUGGCCUGGAGAAAGUGAAAGUGUUACUGGAGCGAAGGAGUCCGACGAUCAAUGAAGCUCAAAAUGUGCUCAAGCACGUGUGGGAUGAGCUGGAUGCCGGGCACAGCCGCUUGAUGCUGCUGGAAAGCGAGGUGCAGGAUCUUGCAGAGGAGCAUCCUGAUCAAGCCCACCUACUUAUGGACCAACUCAACCAACCACUGCAGCUUUACCAAAACGCAGCGCAGAUGACCGAGCAACGCACCGCCUUCCUCAGCAAGAUCCCCGCCUGUCUUCAGGAGUUUGAAGACAUUCUGUAUGGAGGCACCUGCUGGUUAGACGAGGCCCAGUCAUGGCUCAGUGCGCCGUGCUCCUUCCCAACAGCCAGAGGCCUCCAGAAUCAUGCAAAAUCCCUGCAGCUGGUCCUGGACGACUCUCGGAGGAUCAGACAUACCCUGCAGGACUUCAGGCCAGUGCUGGAUGAGAUCUCUGGUGUGUGUGACAUCAGCACCCACAAGGAGAGGGUGAACCAGAAUGACCAACAAGUCCAGAAAAUGCAAUGCAAGAUCCUAGAACUGCUGGAGCAGCUCCUGCAGGCUGUUGGGGUAGUGGAGGAAAUAGAAGGGGAGCUGAAGACCAUGGAGAAGAAUGUCCCGAAGAUCAGAGCGAUUUUAUCCUCCACGGACGACUCGCACAUAACUAUGAUGGAGUAUCUUCACAACCGACAGGUGAUCCUGGCCAACGUGCAGUCAAUGCGGAGGACAUUGGAGGAGAUGGAGAGAUGCAAAGGAGAGCUUCACGUCCCACGGGGAGCAAAGGAGAGCCUGCUGGUCUUCUCCAGAGCCAGACUGCUCCUGCAGACGCUCGAGGAGCUGGAACAACUCACCAACCAACAAGCAGCGCAGCUGGAGAACAAGAUUAAGGAGGAGAAAGAAACAUUUAAGGAUCUUGGCAUCACCGCAGUCUCUCAUAUUCCUGAAGAAGUACAUCAGCUCGACAGAUCUCCACAAAGAUACUCAGUCCAGCAGGAGGCUUUUGAGUUGUCUAAUUCAGAGGAAGAGGAGGAUGAGGAAAACAGGAGUUGUCACUCAUCGUCCUCCGACACACUAACUAGCAGUAUUCCAGAGGACCCAGAGGAAACACUCAGCGCUUCAGAUGUGCAAAAUGAGGACAUUGCAGAAAUUAAGCUACUAUCAGAAGUUAAGGCACUGGAGAGUUCGGCUGGUCUGUUUUCCUCUGAAGUGAAGACGAGCUCUAAAAGUGCUGAAACCACCGGGCUUUUGUCUGAGAACCCAAGGCUUCAUACAACAGAGUCUGAAUCAGAAAAUGUUGAAACUGGAUUGAUGAAAAUGGAUUCCAUAGUUGGCGAAACAUUGAGUCAUGAAACUGUGACAAUUGAGCCACUCAUCGCUGCAGCCAGUCGAGCAGUUGAAGACGAGUUUACUGCUGGCGCUGCCAAACGGGACUCACCUGGAUCACCAAAACACGAAACUCUCGUCACCGACCCUCAUGCAAAGUCCCUCCAGGCGGCAGCUGCAGCGGAAGACACAAGACGGAUUCCUGCAAGACCUAAAACUCCAUUUACUGCCACAAGAGGAUCUGAUGGGUUCAUAGAGGAAGCAGAUGAACAUCUGUCUUCAUCAACAGCUCCACAUCAAGAUCUGGAUACUCUUAAUGUGCUGAAGGAGCGGAGAGAAGUCAGCACCAGUCAUCAAAGUGAUUUGCUGGAAGAAUCUCAUCAAGCUCAGGAGUCGUCUGAGGAGCCGAUCAGCUUGGCUGGACACGAGGAAGAUGACAAGGAGCAGCUAAGGUGGAGUCGGCUUAAUAUCCAGAUCUCCCAAAAACUGACCGCUUUGAAAAGAAUGAAGGAGGGGAAUCAAAUCGGCUCAGAGGAUGGAGGGACCCAUGAAAAGGAACCAGAAAGGGAGCCGAUAUCAACCGGGUCUGCUUCUGCUUUUCUCCAGCGGACACAUGAGUCCAUCGUCAUGAUGAGACAAAUAGUGAGCUCUCCAGGUGUAAAUGAGGAGUUGUAUGAGGCUGCACGGAAGGUCCUCCUCUGUCUGGAUGCUUUGACCGACCUCCUGUUAACUCCCGGUGAAGACGACCCCCAGCUGAGGCUGCUACAGCAGGAGUGUGUAUCAGCUGAGCUGGUGACUCUGUGUGAGAUGUUGAGUAAAGUGGAGUCGGGGACCAAACCUGCACUUUUGAGGGAAAGACCAGAAGCUCUCCGCUGUUUGACUUCCCUUCAGGAUUGUUUACAGAUGGUCCAGCUGGUCUCCACCUCAUCCCACAACCAGCUCAUUGAACAUCUGGGACACACAUACCAACAUCAGGAGCAUGCCUCCAACCAGCUGUUUAACUUGGACGAGUUUGAAGGAGGACGAAGUGAGAUGUUCCCCAGCAUUAAGAAUGCUCCCAGUUUGGAGCAGUGUGUGCUGGGCCGACAUCGGCGGGAGAGUCCAGGGGUAAAAGCCAAGCUACAGCAAGCUUCCCGGUCCUUACUUCAGGGGAUAACUCGCCUCCUGGAACUGGGUGAAGAAUGCAUAACAGAAGGGCAGAUGAGCCAUGUUGAUAACUGCAGCCAACUUCAAGCCGUUCUCUGCAGACACCAGAAGCUCCUGCGGGUCCUCGGGUCUCAGUUGGCUUUUGUGCAGCAUCUGUUCCAACGUGAGCCAGAAGCACUCGAGUGUCAAGAGGAUGAGCGGGUACAGCUGGAAGUCAGAGCCAAAGUUUUGCAGCAACAGGCUCUGGAACAGAAAGUGGCUUCUCAAAGGAGGAUCCAGGAGUGGACCCGCUGGGAGGAUCAUUUUGGUCGACUUGGCAGGCUGUUGGAUGGUUUUGAAGCCUUCAUCAGCAGCGGGGAACCAGAGGGAGACAACAUGAUGUUAGCUCAGCACCGACAAGCCGCCUGCCAGCAAACACUGGUCCAGCUGGAUGACAGCAGAGCUGCUUUAGGACUGCUCCUGGAUCAGAGGAAGGCGCUGCAGACAGAUCCAGAGUUUGCUGCCAGAGUUGGUCACGCAGGAGGCGCUCUGGAGCUGCGAUGGCUCGGUGCCUACAGGCGGACAGAGCAGGAGAGUCGACGCUGCACCGAUAUCCGGGACAGCCAGGACAGAUUCCAGACUGACUUUGCCUCGGUCAGUGAAUGGCUGGUUGGUGCCAACGAACACCAGAAGAUUUGGUCAAAGCUGGCUGACACAAACCAGGAGUGCAUUUGCAACAAUCUGAUUAAGCUGCUGGACUUCUCCAUGGAGACUGAAGCCAUGUCAGUCCAGAGGGCGUCUGCAUCCAGGGAAGCCGCUAAGCUGCUCCACCUGAGGGAAGCUGAUUGUCCCGGGCUGAGAGCUCAGCUUGCCCAGCUGGAGGGCAGCUGGACCCAGCUGACCUCUGACCUGUCCGCGAUACAAGACCGCCUGCAGGAGAGGCUGCUGGCAGCGUGGCCACCGGUAAAGCUGCUGUCUGACCUGGAGGACUGGCUGAAGAAGCUUGAGGCUCGGCUGAACCAGGAGAAAGAAACCGUCAUCAAGGCCAAAGAUGCUGCUCAGAUCACUGGAAUUCUGCAACACUACCAGGAGCUAAAGACAGGCAUGGUCAAUGGGCUGCUCCUUCUUGAUUUCCUGUGUCAGUCUGGGCCUCAGCCGGUGGGACCGGACGUCCGGACUCUCCGCUCAGAACGUACAGCGUUUGCAGAGAAACUUGGAGCCCUCGGACUGCAGUGGCUGCAUCUUCAGAGAGAGCUGGAGAUCCAGACUCGUGAAGCUGAAGAGAUGCAUUACACGUGUGCAGACAGAGAGAGGCGUUUACAGCGUCUUCACAGCUGGAUAGAACAGCAGAAAAAGCAGUUGAAUCAGUGGAAACAGCCCAGCAGUCAAACUCUGGCUCGUGAGGCUCUGCUGGAGUUGGAGGCUGUUGUGAGCAGAGUGAAGGAGGCGUCUGCAGCUUUGCAGGAGUUGAAACCCACAAGUGUGCAUGUUGAAAAGGAAGAGGAUCACCCUUGUGAUAUCGCCUUCUCCGUUCGGACAGAGAGUGUUUGUCAUGCUUGCGUGGAUCUUAGUCAACAGAUGGAAGCUCUGCGACCAGCUCUACGACAGAAUGUGGAGGAGUGGAGUUGUUUUGAGAGCGAUCUGAAGGAGGUUUCUACGCACACCACCAGGGUGCGCUGUGCUCUUCAGCAUCAGCCUCUGUUCUCACUGAAGCAGGCAGAAGGACACGUGGACCUCCUUGAGCAACUCCAGGAGAAGGCCAUAAAAGGAGAAAAGCUGUGGGCGUCCGUGGACCAAUCCUAUCAGAGUCUUGUGAAGACCCUUCAUCGUGGAACAGCACAGGCGCUGGACGAUCAAAUGAGUGGAGAGCGAAAACGGUGGAAGGACGUGGUGCAGGAGUUAAAGAAUGAGCACAUGAGGACUGGAGAGACAAUUUCUCUCUGGCAGGAGUACACUCGGCUGUCGGAUCAAUGCUCUCUUAACACGCAAACCCUGUGGCAUCUGUGGGAGGAGCUGCCGAGAUCUCCACAUCUGCAGGAAACAAAGGCCGCGGUUCACUCAGUGGAGACGUGGCAGAAUGCUGCUGAGGAUUUGCAAAGCAGUGUGGGAGAUGUGCUUGUGGCUUGCAAGCCUCUCAUUGAACGACUAGAACCACUGGCCACAAAUGUAGUCCAAUCAGAGACCAGGCUGCUGUCCCGUGAAGUCCUGCUGCUGAGCAAGGCAAUGUCAGCAAAAAAGAAAAGUCUUCAGGAAGAUUUGGAGCAACAGGAACUGUUUCAUACUGGACUGGAGGCCCUUGAAAAGCAGGCACAGAGCACACAACAUACACUGUUGACCAGGUUCAACGACGCAGACUCAAUGAAGCAGGUUCUCUUGGAACUCUGUGAUCUGUUUCCGUCACUGGUUGACGUCAGGGAGAAGAGUUGUUAUGUGACCCUUAACAACCAUGAGACGGAGAGAUUGCACGAGCUCGGCAGGCAAUGGGUUGAAAACAUGACUCGCACAUGUGACAUGAACAGAGAGCUGCAGGCUGACCGUCAGCGUUCCCAGAACUUCCAGGAGAAGUGCAAGCGCCUGACGUCGAUCCAGAAGGAGCUUGAGGAGGAAUCAAUGUCUAAAAAACCUCAAAGUUUCUCCAGCCUCCGAGAAAUGCUGACUGUCCAUAAGAGGCUUGAGGCUGAAAUCAUUAUUGGACAUCAGCUUGUGCAGGCGCUUCUCUGCCACGCAGUCGAGUCCAUUGAAACCGAGACAGGACAGACAAAAUCUGAGCUCAUGGCACAAGUUAGCCGUGUGAGGGACAGCUGGUUCAACUCGUUGGCUUUGGCUGGCCAGCUCAGGUCCUUGUUAAAAGAACAAAUGGGCUUGUGGAGAGUCUACCAUCGCGGCUCGAAACUUUUGUGGAGGCUGUUGAGGGACGUCGACCCUUUGCUGCCCCCUGCUGGACCUGCUGUGUGUACACUGCAUCGGCUACAAAGCUGCGCGGAUGAUUACCAGUGUGUUAGAGACGCUCUGGGUCUGCACUCCACCGUGUACUCCCAGACGCUGGGGGCUGGCAGACAGUUAUGUGAAACCAUGACAGAGUCCGAGUGUCAGAGCCAACUGCAGUCAGAGCUUCAGGCCAUACAGGAGGCCUGGGAACGAACCACCUCACUGCUGGAGAGGAGAAGAGACCUGGUCAGCACAGCUGUUCAGAAGUGGUCUCAGUGUCAGGACAUGAAAACCAAUAUCGCAUCUGAACUGGAUGAGCUGAACGCCAUGCUGAAACAGCCGCUGCCUGAGACACCGCAGGACUCUGAGGGCGAGAAACAUGUUCAGGAGACAGAACUCUUACUGCAGCGUGUGACCGGUGGAUUUAGGGAAUUGGCCACCAUGAAGACGGACCUGUCCCAGUACGUAGCGGCCGGUGACUCGGCUCUGCUGGAGCAGCAGCUGGAGCAACUCCACGGUCAAUGGGAAGAGCUGUGUAUGAAGGUAUCCUUGCGCCGACAAGAAAUUGCAGACCGUCUCAAUGCCUGGACCAUCUUCAACGAGAAGAACAAAGAGUUUUGUGAUUGGCUGACUCAGAUGGAGAACAAGGUGUGCCACAGCGGAGAGCUGAGCAUCCAGGAAAUGGUGGAGAAACUGAAGAAGGACUGCAUGGAGGAAAUCAACUUGUUCAGUGAGAAUAAAAGCCACCUGAAGCAGCUGGGUGAGCAGCUGUUGUUAGCCAGUGACGAGGCCAAGCAGACGCAGGUCCACGGCUCGCUGCAGGAGGUCAACCACCGGUGGCACAACCUCUUCCACCAGAUCGAAGCCAGGGUGAAGAAGCUGAAGGAGACUCUGGUGGCGGUGCAGCAGCUGGAUAAGAACAUGAGUAAUCUCCGCUCGUGGCUUUCUCGCAUCGAGGCCGAACUGUCCCGACCGAUCACCUACAGCGUCUGUCACCACCAGGAGAUCCAGAGGAGGCUGGCCGAGCAGCAGGAGCUGCAGAGGGACAUUGAGCAGCAUACGCAGGGCGUCGUGUCAGUACUCAGUCUGUGCGACGUUUUGCUGCGGGACGAAGAUGCUGCUGGCGGCACCGAGGCGGAGAGUGACUCCGUGCAGGAAACCAGCCACAGUCUGGACCAGCGUUGGAGGGCCAUCUGUGCCAUGGCUCUGGACAGGAGGCUCAGGAUCGAGGAGACCUGGAGACUCUGGUGCAAGUUCCUCGAUGACUACUCGCGGUUUGAGGAUUGGCUCAAGAUGGCCGAGCGCACCGCUGCCAAUCCCAACUCUGCAGACGUCCUUUAUACCGUCGCCAAGGAGGAGCUCAAGAAGUUCGAGGGUUUCCAAAGGCAAGUUCAUGAGCGGCUGACCCAGCUGGAACUAGUCAAUAACCAGUACCGCCGCCUGGCCAGAGAGAACCGCACUGACCGCGCCAGCCAGCUCAAAGCCAUGGUCCAUGAAGGCAACCGCCGCUGGGACAACCUGCACCGCAGGGUGGCUGCCAUCCUCCGCAGACUCAAGUAUUUCACCGGCCAAAGGGAGGAAUUUGAAGGCACCAGGGAGAGCAUGCUGGUGUGGCUGACCGAGCUGGACCUGCAGCUCACCAACGUCGAACACUUUUCAGAGAGCGACGUCCAUCACAAGAUCCAACAGCUCAAUAGCUUCCAGAAGGAGAUCACCCUGAACACAGAGCGCAUUGACGGGCUGAUAGUGUUUGGAGAGGGUCUAAUCCAGAAGAGCUCACUGCAGGAUGCAGCGCUGAUAGAAGAAGAGCUGGAGGAGCUGCACUCCUACUGCCAGGAGGUUUUCAGCAGACUGGUCCGCUUUCACCAGCGUCUCAGCCAGCCCCCGUUGAUCAGAGAAGAACCGGUGCUCUCUGGUACUACCUUUUCCUUGGAGUCGAGCUUGGAGCUGAUUGGCCGACCGUGGCUUGGGCGGAGCCAUGGAAGCCUCCCGGCGACGCCCACCCGCCUGCUGGCCUCUUCGCUGGAGCGCUCGGGGCGGGAGACACCGGUGAGCGUGGACUCCCUGCCAUUGGAGUGGGACCACACUGGAGACGUAGGAGGGUCGUCGUCGUCCCAUGAGGAUGACGAGGAGGAGGAAGAUCAUGAGGAUGGCAGAACUUACUUCAGUGCACUAUCAGAGGUGGAGUUGACUGAGAGCCAGGAGGAAUUUGUCGAAGCCCCGGAGGCCCUACGAGCCUCCUCACUGGUUUCAAGCAGGUCCAUGGCUGUACACGAGUGUCCAAGAUGGCGAUCACAGGGAGACACAGAAACACAGCUGGACUCAGAGGGCCACACUGAGGCUCCUCCCACCCUCACCAGCACCCCUCUAAAGCAGGGCUAUUUGCGUCUCAUGUCUGAGUGCAGCGGCAGCAUUGAGGACAUUAAAAGAGUCUCGCUGAUCCUGGAUGAUGAGGAGCAGCUGGAAGACCUCGGUCUGAGGGGACUGACUGCCCCAGACAAACAGUCAGGUGUGAUUGAACGCUGGGAGCUGAUCCAGGCUCAGUCCAGGAGCCCACAGGAGGCCCGUCAUCUCACAUCUGACCUCGACGACAUCACUUCCUGGUUGGACAAGGUGACUCCGGAGCUAGAGCACCUCCAGCAGUCCGACCCAGCAGCCAGUAUUGAGGACAUGGCAGCCAGAGCCACAGAACUAAAGGAGAUGCAGAGGGCGUUUACUCGCUACAAGUCCAUCAUGCUGUCUGUCAACCUGCGAGCUCGGGAAGCAGCAGAACUACAGGAGAGAGUGGCUGGCAUGAACCAAGGCUGGGGCCGAGCGUGUACAGGCCUCCAGCAGUGGGACACCAGUCUGAGGAAAACACUGAUGCGCUGCCAGGAGUUCCAUGAAACCCUCCAUUCCCUGCUGCUGUGGCUGGCCCACGCAGAGAGCAGACGCUAUGCAGUGGACAUCAGUGAACCAGCCACACCUGUUCGAGCCCUGCAACUACAUCUCAGCACGCUCACAGAGCUGCAGAAGGAGCUGCAGGGCAGGCAGACUCAGCAGGCCUCCCUCCAGGCUCUGUGGUCUCAGCUGCAGCCUGAGGACGAGGCCGAGGAGACCGACGAGGCCAAGGAGAAGCUCCAUGUGACGAGCAGCAAACUGAAGUGUCUGCUGAGGCAAGUGGCCCGCGACCUCAGCUCUCUUCAACAGCGUCUGGAUUGUGAAACUGCAUCAGACGUCCAAGGCCAAAGCGCAUCUGCAGAUCCAAAGAAAGGUUCUUCUACUCAAAGAGAGAAGAAAGGCUCGCCCCCGCCUCGUUCCUUCUUCUACCGGGUCCUUCGAGCUGCCUUCCCCCUCCACCUCCUCCUACUGUUUCUCCUGCUCCUCCCCUGUCUGAUUCCCCAGUCAGAGAGCGACCCCGGCUGUACUGGGGCCAACAACUUCGCCCGGUCCUUCUACCCCAUGUUACGCUACACCAACGGCCCACCGCCAACCUAACAGAAAUGUACUUAGGAAGAAGAUAUAAAGACUGAAAACAUAAUGAAAAUCACAAGCCACCUUUUUGCCACACCUGAACAAACAUGUAGAAAUGAUGUUAAGCUGAUGAAGUGAUUGUCUUCCAAAAAAGUUAUUAAGGGGUCUUUGAACAGAUUGUAUUUAUUUCACAAACAAAAUUAACCAUUUGAAUUUGGAAAACCACCACAUGUGAUGAAAAAUGCAGAUAUUGUAGUUUAAUAAUGGAGAGAUCUGCAGCCUCUUGGAGAUCUCCCUUUAAGGAGUGACACAGUAGAUGGGGUAUCUUGACACUUGUAGACGGGUAAAGCAGAAAACAUACAGUGUAAUAACAAUAACAGGUAAGAUACAUAUCUGAGAUACAGCGAACAUAUUCCAGUGAGUUCAUUCGAUAACGAGACGCUGGAAUUAAGAUGAAAAGAAAGAAUUUCCAAACAGCAUAAUAGUGACUGUAACAACUCCCCGUUAGAUUUUAUGAACUGUUGACAUUUAUUUUUGUAUAACCUGGCGCUUAAAAGAAAAUCAUGCAUAAUCUAUUUUUAUGUGGGAAUGAACUCUUCAAAAAGUUUAUUUUUUACAUCAAAGACACUUGUUAAAAUGUUAAUGUUAUCUUUAUGAAGCCUACUGUUGAAAAAUACAGCACUUUCAUACAUAAUUGUGUGAACAUGAUUUUUUAGAGGCUAUUUGUCUUGAGUUGAUCGUAAGUAGACAUGUUUAUGCCUCCCAGUGCACUGUUGAAACACUGUAGAUUUAGCAGGAGAACUUGUAUGUACAAAACGUAAAAAUACAAUUGUUAUUUAUAACAUCAAAUGGUUGAUGUAUGCUCCUACUUUUGUUAGUAAACAUUUUCUUAACUCUGUUUACUCAAAGUAAUUGUUUUGCCUAGAAUGAUGAACAAAUAAAAAUGUAAAUAUGC